CACAGAGUAGCAAAACGAAAAAGAAGAAGGAGAUCAAGAGAGAGAGCAAGAACAGAGCUGAAUAAAAAAAAGAAGAAAAACCCUUAAUGGCGACGUUUCUCAUUAAAUGAGUGUAUUUGUACUGCAUGAGAGUGCUUGUGCUGUUUUCGUGCACGAACGGAAUUUUCUUUAUUUCAAAUUUGAUUUUUCGGCCUCAUCAAUAACCAGCAAAUCAAUAACACAACAUUUCUAUUGACGACGGCGAAAAAAAGGUUUUUACAUUUAUUUUUCAUUGCGACAACAACGACGAAGACAACAUCGACUGUUUUUGACAUUUAAUUAAAGAUCGAUGCUACGAUGCCAGUUUGGAAAAAAAAUUGGCAAUGUUUAGUCUGCAUGGCAUUGAAUUUAUACAAUAAACAAUAAUAACAUUGGGGGGAGAGAGAGAGAGAGAGAGAGAGAGGUCGAAAAAGAAAGAGAAAUACAUAUAUUGCGGGAAUUAAAAGCAAACCAACCGCUCGAAGUAGCGGCGCUUGAAAUUGCCGUAUUUAUUUGACGUACUUGUUACUCAGGGUAACAGUUUUAAAAACAAACGGUUUUUGUUGCAAAAACACAUAAUGGCACAUUUUCAUCAUCGAAACGCACAGCAAAUUAUCCGAUUGCAUAGUGGCAUAUUGCUCGGAUUCAUUGUGCUAACGAUAUCAACAAUUAACAACGCAUCUACCAUUCAUCGGCAAUCACGUGAAAUAGACAGUGAAACGCAAAUUACAAUAAAACAUUCGGCGAUGAGCAGCGGCAGCAGUGUCAUCGCCAACAAAAAUGACACAAUUAGUAGUUCAAAUAGUAAUAGUAGCCAUGCAUAUGAUUAUCAUCAUGAUGGUGUUGAUAAAUUGGUCAUCACCUCUGGAGCCCAUUCACUUCCUGUUGUUGCGCCAGCCGAACCAAAAAGACGAUUGAAGUGUCACUGUGAUAGUUGCCCGCAAUCAGUAUGUGAAACGGAUGGUUUGUGUUUCACAGCGGUGGAAAAGCGCGAGAAUGAAUUUUUAUAUUCGUACAGCUGUCUUGAUCGAUCAAAUUUUUUUCCACCGGGUCGUUCGUUUUGGUGCAAUAGCAAAGGUCCAACCGCGCGUCCAGUAUCAGAAAUUGCUGGUCAUGCAUGUUGCAGUACUGCCGACUUCUGUAACAAACACUUGAGUCCGACUCUUCUUGAUUAUCGCAAUAGUACGCUCACCGAAUACACUCAAGAAAGUUUUUAUUCGGAGUUAACAACAUGGGAUUUGAUCUUCAUGAUCUUUGGUGCAACAUUUUUAUUUUGUAUGGUGACACUUUCAAGCUACUGGUAUAUGCAGCGUCGUAAGCGUGGCACUGGAAUGCGACCAUUUUCACCAUCCGAAGAUUCGGUAUGUGAUCCAAUUCUCAAUGGCAAUACAAUUCAAGAUAUAAUCGAAAUGACAACAUCCGGAUCGGGAUCAGCUGGUCUUCCGUUACUGGUUCAACGAUCGAUUGCACGCCAAAUUCAGUUGAUCGAAGUCAUUGGCAAAGGACGAUUUGGCGAAGUAUGGCGUGGUAGCUGGCGCGGUGAAUUUGUUGCCGUAAAAAUAUUUUCGAGUCGUGAGGAAUGCUCAUGGUUUCGCGAAGCGGAAAUCUAUCAAACGGUUAUGUUGCGACACGAAAACAUUCUUGGUUUCAUUGCAGCUGAUAAUAAAGAUAAUGGAACAUGGACUCAAUUGUGGUUGGUAACCGAUUUCCAUGAGAAUGGUUCUCUAUUCGAUUUUCUAACAAUGAGAACGGUAGACACAAAAGUCAUGCUGGCCAUGGCACUUUCAAUUGCAACUGGUCUCGCACAUUUGCAUAUGGACAUUGUUGGCACAAGAGGCAAACCGGCGAUUGCACAUCGCGAUUUAAAAUCGAAAAAUAUUUUGGUAAAAUCAAAUUUGACAUGUGCGAUCGGUGAUUUGGGAUUGGCUGUUCGACACGACAUUAAAACCGACACCGUUGACAUACCAUCAAAUCAUCGAGUCGGCACCAAACGAUACAUGUCGCCAGAGGUUCUGGAUGAGUCAAUGAACAUGAAUCAUUUUGAUUCAUUCAAACGGGCCGAUGUUUAUGCAUUCGGUCUUAUUCUAUGGGAAAUAUCAAGACGAUGUAAUUUCGGCGGUGUUUAUGAUGAAUAUCAGCUGCCAUAUUAUGAUAUGGUGCAACCAGAUCCAACGAUCGAAGAAAUGCGCAAGGUGGUUUGUGUGGAUAAACUGAGGCCGAGCAUACCAAAUCGAUGGCAUGUAUCCGAUGAAUUAUCAAUCAUUGCAAAUGUGAUGAGAGAGUGUUGGUAUCAUAACCCUGGCGCUCGACUAACAGCACUGAGGAUAAAAAAAUCGCUGGCAUACCCAAAAAACUAUGACGAAAAAAAUAAAAUCAACUGCACUUAAAUGCAUCUCGUUUUCUGAGGCGUUUCUUCACGAUCUUCGAUUUUAUGUACAUUUUUUCAUCUUGUUUUAUGUUUAUUUUUUUAUAAUUUUUAAAUUGUUAGAUAAAAACUGUUCUCCUUUUUUUCUGUCGAUUCAGAGAGUGUUGUACAUAAGAAUUCAUCAUUAGUUGUUUAGCUUUUAAGUUUUCUAUAUAUAAGAUAUAUGGAACAAAAAUGUGGACACAAUUUUUGGUUCUCAUGUUUUUUUUAUUUUAUUUCUUUUUUCUAAGUUUUUAUGAAAUUAAUAAGAUAUUAUAAUUUAGCAAACAAGAAACACACAAAAGAAAUUAAUUACAAGUAUAAUGGGGCGACAAAAUGAUCGAAUUGAAUUCUCACAUUUCGAUUAUGUCGAACGCAUUUAGGUUGAUAGCAUUCGAAUUAAAAACAUAAUGACCAGAUAAUAUAUUUAGCUGUCGUCAUCUGGAUAUUACAGCUCAUCUGGAUAUCGUCAGCAGAUGAUAUGAAGUGAAAACAAU
Messenger RNA from Contarinia nasturtii (swede midge), 2919 nucleotides. RefSeq names its product TGF-beta receptor type-1 (gene babo). The record is from RefSeq and is a predicted model, not a curated record. NCBI's taxonomy places the organism in Eukaryota, Metazoa, Arthropoda, Insecta, Diptera, Cecidomyiidae. Gene Ontology annotation, cellular component: plasma membrane; activin receptor complex. Gene Ontology annotation, molecular function: ATP binding; activin binding; activin receptor activity, type I. The transcript has 11 exons. Gene Ontology annotation, biological process: protein phosphorylation; activin receptor signaling pathway; cellular response to growth factor stimulus. The coding region runs from base 597 to 2405 and encodes 602 amino acids.